AUGGGCAACAGAACACACAAGCAGAAACGCUCAAGAGACAACCUGGCAAUAGCGGGGCUCAGAGCACAGAAAGGCUUGGAUGGCAUGCAAGCAGCGUGGGCGAUCAAAAAAUAUCGUGACCAUCGUGUUCUCCCGCAAUCCAUUACGGAGGAGUUUGAUUGUCAUGCACUUCCAUCAACACAUUAA
Molecule: messenger RNA, 186 nt
Organism: Suillus paluster
Lineage: Eukaryota; Fungi; Basidiomycota; Agaricomycetes; Boletales; Suillaceae
Exons: 1
Coding region: 1-186 (61 amino acids)
Source: RefSeq, a predicted model, not a curated record